GGUCGUGUCGGCUCCAGUCGGGCAGUUUCCAGUGGUGCGGCGGUGUGCUGCAGCCCAGCGGACGAUAUGGCAGACUCCGGGGUGGCGUUCACUUUCGACGAGCGGCGCGCGACCUCGCUGCGCCAGCUGCUGACCUGUGACCGGAGGACUGACCCCGGCGGUGACCCGAGAUCAGGUCACCUGACCACGGAGAUGCCCGGGGAGCGUCGCCGCCUGCCCGACCACCUGCUCUAUCCGAUGAUGAACAUCAAGUCGGCGCGCACCACCUCGCGCACCCAGCUGAAGCAGCAGCUGAUGCGGCAGCAGGCCGAGGAGCAGGAGGCCCGAGAGCGGCAGCGGCACCUGCUGGAGCUGCAGCGACAGCAGCAGCAGUCGCAGCCGCUGCCCACCCCGCAGACCGCCGCGCCGCCGCGGCUCCACAGCGUCGAUGUGCCCAACAAGGUGCUUCAGGUGGAGACGCGGCUGCAGCACCCGACGCCGUACCAUAUGCUGCAGAACCAGAAGCGUCAGGUGCGGGAGUACCUGUCUAACUCCGGGGAGCCGUCGCCGACGGAGCCGGCGCAGAUCAUGUCUCCUCCGUCCAACCAGACGAGCACCACCUCCGAGGCGACUGAGGUGGAUGAGCUGCUGGACAAUCUUCUCAGUCUUCAGAGCGAUCAUGCAGAUUCCACCGGCAACACGCCGUCCAGUCUCCAGGAGCGCUCUGUGGCCGGGCCGCGUGGGGUGCUGCUCAAGGACCCGCUUCGUGUCCGGACGGCGCCGACCCUACAGUACCACGACAUAUCACGGGACUGCCGCCAGAACAAGGGCUCCAUCCUGAAGGCCUCAGUCGAGUACAUCCGGAGAUUAAAACAGGACCUGGAACGAGCCAAGGAGCUGGAGGCGCGACAGAAGCAGAUGGAGCAGGCUAACGGCGGCUCCUGCUGCGGAUACAG
Molecule: messenger RNA, 935 nt
Organism: Amphibalanus amphitrite
Lineage: Eukaryota; Metazoa; Arthropoda; Thecostraca; Balanomorpha; Balanidae
Product: transcription factor E3-like
Exons: 6
Biological process (GO): regulation of transcription by RNA polymerase II
Cellular component (GO): nucleus
Molecular function (GO): DNA-binding transcription factor activity, RNA polymerase II-specific; protein dimerization activity; RNA polymerase II cis-regulatory region sequence-specific DNA binding
Source: RefSeq, a predicted model, not a curated record